AGAAGCUAGCCUGCAGCUUAUGACGUUGGGAGUUGGAACUCUCAGAACAGCUCUAGUAAACUGUACAUGUUGAUCGUGCAUUACAUUGAAACGCAAACAAACUAGAUUUGUACAUUUAGAAAACACCGAUAGUAACCAUGGGUGAUCAGAAGAGUGGUGAUUUGGCAACAGCAAUCCUUCGCAAAAAGGACAAACCUAAUAGGCUCCUUGUGGAGGAGGCUGUUAAUGAUGACAACUCUGUCGUUGCCUUGUCGCAGGCCAAAAUGGACGAGCUUCAGCUCUUUCGUGGUGAUACAGUCCUCCUGAAAGGAAAGAGACGUAAAGAGACUGUCUGCAUUGUACUAUCAGACGAGACAUGUCCAAAUGAAAAAAUACGAAUGAACAGAGUCGUCAGGAAUAACCUUCGUGUUCGUUUGAGCGACGUUGUAUCUGUUCAGGCAUGUCCCGAUGUCAAGUAUGGAAAACGCAUUCAUGUACUGCCCAUGGAUGACACUGUCGAGGGGCUCGCUGGUAAUUUAUUUGAGGUUUACUUGAAGCCUUACUUCCUGGAGGCGUAUCGUCCCAUUCAUAAAGACGAUAACUUCAUUGUUCGUGGGGGUAUGCGAGCGGUGGAAUUCAAAGUUGUGCAAACUGAUCCUGGUCCUUACUGCAUAAUUGCCCCCGAUACCGUUAUUCAUUGCGAAGGAGAUCCUAUUAAAAGGGAGGAAGAGGAAGAAGCUCUCAACGCAGUGGGUUACGAUGACAUCGGAGGUGUCCGCAAGCAGCUUGCUCAAAUUAAAGAGAUGGUGGAGCUCCCCCUCCGUCAUCCAUCUCUCUUCAAAGCGAUCGGAGUUAAGCCCCCACGAGGUAUUCUCCUGUACGGACCCCCAGGAACCGGAAAGACGUUGAUUGCCCGAGCUGUUGCCAACGAAACUGGUGCCUUUUUCUUCCUCAUCAACGGCCCCGAGAUCAUGUCGAAGCUUGCUGGUGAAUCAGAAUCCAAUCUUCGUAAGGCCUUCGAAGAGGCCGAGAAGAACUCACCAGCUAUUAUUUUCAUUGACGAGCUUGACGCCAUAGCUCCAAAACGUGAGAAAACCCAUGGUGAAGUUGAGAGGCGUAUUGUCUCCCAAUUGUUGACCUUGAUGGAUGGUAUGAAGCAGAGUUCUCAUGUUAUUGUCAUGGCAGCGACGAACAGACCAAACAGCAUCGAUGGAGCGCUUCGCAGAUUCGGUCGUUUCGAUCGAGAAAUCGAUAUUGGAAUUCCAGAUGCAACUGGACGUCUGGAGAUUCUUCGCAUUCAUACGAAGAAUAUGAAACUUGCUGAGGAUGUUGAACUGGAGCAAAUUGCUGCUGAGAGCCAUGGGCACGUGGGUGCUGACUUGGCUUCGCUUUGCUCAGAAGCUGCACUCCAACAAAUUCGAGAGAAGAUGGAUCUUAUUGAUCUCGAAGACGAUCAAAUUGAUGCUGAAGUAUUGGCCUCACUCGCUGUCACCAUGGACAACUUCAAAUAUGCUAUGGCUAAGAGUAGCCCCAGUGCUCUACGUGAGACCAUCGUCGAAGUACCAACUGUCUCCUGGGACGAUGUUGGAGGACUUCAAAAUGUUAAGAAGGAACUGCAGGAGCUUGUUCAAUAUCCUGUCGAGCAUCCUGACAAAUUCUUAAAGUUUGGAAUGCAACCGUCAAGGGGUGUACUGUUCUAUGGACCUCCUGGGUGUGGUAAGACACUGUUGGCCAAAGCUAUUGCCAACGAAUGCCAGGCGAAUUUCAUCUCAGUUAAGGGACCUGAAUUGCUAACAAUGUGGUUCGGAGAAUCUGAAGCCAAUGUCAGGGAUGUCUUCGAUAAGGCAAGAUCUGCAGCCCCUUGUGUGCUUUUCUUCGACGAGUUGGAUUCGAUCGCAAAAUCUCGUGGUGGAUCAGUGGGUGAUGGUGGUGGUUCAGCUGAUCGUGUCAUCAAUCAAAUUCUCACUGAAAUGGAUGGCAUGGGAGCGAAGAAAAAUGUAUUUAUAAUCGGCGCAACGAAUCGUCCAGACAUUAUUGAUCCAGCAAUCCUUCGGCCAGGUCGUCUCGAUCAACUCAUAUAUAUUCCACUGCCAGAUGAGAAAUCACGCGAAGCUAUUUUCCGAGCUAAUCUACGCAAAUCACCAGUAGCUAAAGAUGUUGAUCUAACGUACAUCGCUAAAGUCACACACGGAUUUUCGGGUGCUGAUUUGACUGAAAUCUGUCAACGUGCCUGCAAAUUAGCUAUUAGACAGUGCAUCGAGACUGAGAUUCGCCGGGAAAAGGAGCGCAUGGAUAAUCCAUCGGUGUCCAUGGAUACUGACGACGACGAUCCAGUUCCGGAAAUUACAAGGGCUCACUUUGAGGAAGCAAUGAGGUUCGCUCGUCGUUCAGUGUCGGAUAAUGAUAUCAGAAAGUAUGAGAUGUUCGCACAGACGUUACAGCAGUCACGAGGCUUCGGCACCAAUUUCAGAUUCCCCCAAAAUGCUGGUGGAGGUCCACAAGAUUCGACGCAGGGUGAUCAAACCUUCCAAGACGAUGGUGACGAUGACCUCUAUGGUUAAGUCUUCGUAACUGUAAUGUUCAGUGCAGUGAAACGCAUUACAAAAGGGGCUAUCUGAUAUUCUCAUUGUUUACCUCCCUCUCUUUUUCGUAUGUAAGUUUUUACGCCUGUCACGAUUUCUAGGGCUAUCAUUAUCCAUAAUUCAAUAGAAAAUACGAAAUGAAAAGUGCUGAUUAAUGGUGAUCCUCUUCAUAAUUAAUUGGGUGGAUGAAUAAAGCAAUCUUAUCACUGAUCAUCUCAGAUCAUAAACAAAAUUUGGGCCCAGGGAACUAAGUAAUUAAACAAAAUAUGAAUGAAAUAAAUAAGUAAAAAUAUAACAAAAUCAUCUUCUAAAAAUGAAGGAUUCGUUUAUCAUGUUUUUAUACCGUUUUGAUGAUUCAAUUAAAAGAAUUUUAUAUGCCCCAGAAACCUCAUCUCGCAUUCCAUUUUAACGAAAAUAUGGGAAUAUUUUGACGUUUUCUUCCCUAGAUUAUUGUAUGAUAGACCCUUUUGUUGUGUCGUCACUCUGCAAGUUUUUUCACGAAAAAAAUCGUCACAAGUAGGUUUGAAAAAAAAAAAUUGUCGAUAAUUCAGAAGUGAAAGAUGUUAAAGCGUAACUGAACGAGUUGACUUAUCGUAUUUCGUUGAAUCUGAAAUUAUCUCGAUAGCAAACGAUUCUAGGGGAAAAUAUGUGAUUUCCGUUGCAAAUUCUUUCACUAACGAAGUUCUGAUAUCUUCCCCUGAAAUAUCUUGGUCUGGGAUGACUACAGAAUUAACAAAUAGGAAAAUUCUACUCCUUACGUUUUACCCUUCACACCAUAAUUCAUACUGCGUUAAGGUUAAAAUAAUAACAGAUAAAUAAAUGAAAUAAACAAAAAUGAAUAAAAUAUUAAAGCUAUGCAUUGA
This is a messenger RNA of Diachasmimorpha longicaudata, 3424 nucleotides long. It is a transcript of the gene TER94, whose product is annotated as Transitional endoplasmic reticulum 94. NCBI's taxonomy places the organism in Eukaryota, Metazoa, Arthropoda, Insecta, Hymenoptera, Braconidae. Gene Ontology annotation, molecular function: ATP binding; ATP hydrolysis activity; polyubiquitin modification-dependent protein binding. The record is from RefSeq and is a predicted model, not a curated record. Gene Ontology annotation, cellular component: VCP-NPL4-UFD1 AAA ATPase complex; nucleus; cytosol. Gene Ontology annotation, biological process: mitotic spindle disassembly; autophagosome maturation; retrograde protein transport, ER to cytosol. The transcript has 3 exons. The coding region runs from base 138 to 2540 and encodes 800 amino acids.